This is a messenger RNA of Drosophila rhopaloa, 3901 nucleotides long. RefSeq names its product vesicle-fusing ATPase 2. Gene Ontology annotation, cellular component: Golgi stack. The coding region runs from base 70 to 2325 and encodes 751 amino acids. Gene Ontology annotation, molecular function: ATP hydrolysis activity; ATP binding. Lineage: Eukaryota; Metazoa; Arthropoda; Insecta; Diptera; Drosophilidae. The record is from RefSeq and is a predicted model, not a curated record. Gene Ontology annotation, biological process: SNARE complex disassembly; intra-Golgi vesicle-mediated transport; Golgi to plasma membrane protein transport. The transcript has 4 exons.
GCUGAUUGUUGAGUCAGUUCUGAAAAAUACUACCAAAUUGAGCUGGAACAAGACUGUUAAACAAGAAGAAUGGCGAGUGAAAUGUCCUAUCGCAUGAGGGCGAUCAAGUGUCCAACGGACGAGCUGUCACUAACGAACAAGGCCAUUGUGAACGUAUCCGAUUUUACGGAGGAGGUCAAAUAUGUGGAAAUAUCGCCGGGACCGGGACUGCGCUACGUCUUUGCGCUGGAGAAGAUUAGCGAGGCGGAACUGCCCGCCGGCCACGUCGGUUUCUCUUUCGUCCAUCGAAAGUGGGUCUCGCUCUCAAUCAACCAGGAAAUAGACGUACGACCCUACCGAUUCGACGCCAGCGCCGAUAUCAUAACACUCGUGUCCUUCGAGACGGACUUCCUGCAGAAGAAGACCAUCACGCAGGAGCCCUACGACUCGGACGAGAUGGCCAAGGAGUUCCUCAUGCAGUUCUCCGGAAUGCCCCUGACCGUCGGGCAAACGCUGGUCUUUCAGUUCAAAGACAAGAAGUUCCUGGGCCUCGCUGUGAAAACGCUGGAGGCAGUGGAUCCCCGGACGGUGGGAGAUGCUCAGCCAAAGACCCGUAACGUGCGUUUCGGUCGCAUUCUUGGAAACACAGUGGUGCAGUUCGAGAAGGCCGAAAACUCAGUGCUGAAUCUGCAGGGUCGAUCCAAGGGCAAAAUUGUGCGCCAGUCGAUCAUUAAUCCGGAUUGGGACUUUGGUAAGAUGGGCAUUGGUGGCCUGGACAAGGAGUUCAAUGCGAUUUUCCGACGCGCGUUUGCGUCGCGCGUUUUUCCGCCGGAACUGGUCGAGCAGCUGGGCAUCAAGCACGUGAAGGGCAUCCUUUUGUACGGACCACCUGGCACGGGUAAAACCUUGAUGGCCCGCCAAAUAGGAACCAUGCUGAAUGCCCGCGAACCAAAGAUUGUAAAUGGUCCACAGAUCCUGGACAAAUAUGUGGGCGAGUCAGAGGCCAACAUCCGACGAUUAUUCGCCGAAGCCGAGGAGGAGGAGAAGCGCUUGGGACCGAACAGUGGGCUGCACAUCAUUAUCUUCGACGAGAUCGAUGCCAUUUGCAAGGCUCGAGGUUCGGUGGCCGGCAACAGUGGUGUCCACGACACGGUCGUCAAUCAACUGCUGGCCAAGAUUGACGGCGUGGAACAGUUGAACAAUAUCCUGGUGAUAGGAAUGACCAACAGGCGGGACAUGAUCGAUGAGGCCCUGCUGCGUCCUGGCCGCUUGGAAGUUCAAAUGGAGAUCAGCUUACCCAAUGAGCAGGGACGCGUCCAAAUCCUCAACAUCCACACAAAACGAAUGCGGGACUUCAACAAAAUAGCCAGUGAUGUGGAUAACAAUGAGAUAGCGGCCAGGACAAAGAACUUCAGUGGUGCAGAGCUGGAGGGAUUAGUUAGAGCGGCUCAAUCAACGGCCAUGAACCGACUAAUCAAGGCAGAUUCCAAGGUACACGUGGAUCCUGAGGCUAUGGAAAAAUUGCGAGUGACCCGUGCCGAUUUCAUCCACGCUUUGGACAACGACAUCAAGCCCGCUUUUGGAGCCGCCCAGGAAAUGUUGGAGAAUCUGCUGUCGCGCGGAAUCAUCAACUGGGGUGCACCCGUGAGUGAGAUACUGGAGGAUGGCAUGCUAUCUGUGCAGCAGGCGAAGGCCACCGAGGGCUCCGGACUGGUGUCCGUUCUCAUCGAGGGAGCUCCCAACUCCGGCAAAUCAGCGCUGGCGGCCAAUCUGGCCAAGAUGAGCGAUUUCCCGUUUGUCAAGGUUUGUUCCCCGGAGGAUAUGGUGGGUUUUACGGAGUCCGCCAAGUGCCUGCACAUCCGCAAGAUCUUCGACGACGCCUACCGCUCCACGUUGAGCUGCAUUGUGGUGGACAAUGUGGAGAGGUUGCUGGACUACGGUCCGAUUGGGCCCAGGUACUCCAAUCUCACGUUGCAGGCGCUUUUGGUGCUGCUGAAAAAGCAGCCGCCCAAGGGCCGCAAGCUCCUCAUCCUGUGCACCACCAGCCGGCGAGAUGUUCUCGAAGAGAUGGAAAUGCUGCCGGCUUUUACAUCCGUUCUGCAUGUGUCCAAUCUCUCAACGGCCGAGCAUGUCCUCGCCGUGCUGGAUGACUCAGAUUUUUUCAGUCCCGAGGAGUUGCAGAACAUAGCAAGGAAUAUGGCCGGCAAGCGGGUGUGCAUCGGCAUCAAGAAGUUGCUGGCCCUCAUCGACAUGAUCCGGCAAUCGGAGCCCCACCAACGCGUUAUCAAGUUCCUCAGCAAAAUGGAGGAGGAGGGCGGUCUGGAUCUGGUGGCCAGGACACACUAGCUACCGCCCAUUGCCGAGCUUCGGUUGUCCGUUGUGGAGCUAAACGACGCCUUUUAACUUCUUUACAUUCCAUAUUCAAUCAUCUAGGGUGGGUCGAUUUGAUUGAUAAUAAAGUUCAGGGGCUGAUAUUUAAUAUAAAAUGAUUUCGAAACUAUUCAACUUUUUAUUCGAAUAUAUUUUUUGCGGGAAUCAGACUAUAUAAAGUUAUAUACUCGCAGUUUUUUUCAAAUUGAUUGGUUUCAAACUUAUUUUACUGAAUAAAUUGUUCACGGAAAUUAUGUAUGAAACCAAAUAAUUUGAUUUCUACAAAAGUUUUAAAUUUUAGUAAGACUGAUUCUAUAAAAAAUGUAACACGAAAUUUAUAAAAACCACACAAAAGAAUUCUUAUUCUAAUAGUUUGUGAUAAAAAUGUAAAAUGUGUUGCAAUUCUCCUCUCUUCUAUAUUAUAUAUAACUUUUUUUGUUAUAACAACAAAUCGACCCACCGUAGUUCACUUUUAUGAAUAUAAAUUUUCAGUUUUGAAAAUGUAGUCAAUAGGAUGGUCGGAAACCCGUCAUCACUCCUCGGUGUAAGCAGCAAGGUAUUUUGAACUAUAAUAAAGCGCACAACUUAUCGGUAACUAAAGACCAAAAUGUGAGAUAUAAUAAUUUGUAUACCCUUGCAGAAUACUAUAAUACUUUUAGUCAAAAGUUUGAAACGCCGUGAAGGAGACUUUUCCUAAUCACCAGGAGAGUCGAUCUUGCCAUGUCCGUCUGACCGACUAAAUGAACAAAAAUUCGUAGUAUUUAAUCAUAUACGAAACGUUUUAUAUAAAUAGGACGCAAAAUUGAAAAAGCUUCCAUGUUUUGCUGCAAGGGUAAACCAACGAACUUUUAAAACUCGCAUAAGAGGUUAAGAAUCCAUUCAGAAUAUUCACUAUAAUACUGAAAUAGAUACGCCCAGACCUACAUUAACCAUUUUGUACAUUUAUUGUAUUGUACAUGAUGUAUUUUAUAGAGUUUUAUGAAGAAUAUUGGAUUUAUCAUGCUACGAUUAACCUCAUGAUUAAUAAAAAAUUAGAUAAAUAAUUCAAUGAUAAAGCAAAAUUCGAAAACGAUGAGAGAUAAAUCUACAAGCUCUAAAAAAAUGAAAUCCGUCACCCAUCCGUGAGGCGUUAGAGUUCUGAUGCCGACAUAAAAUACAAAUUGUAAGCGAACUGUAAAACUGUUUUAUUAACAGAUCAGUAGCAGACAACCUUUUCUAAUUAGGGAUAUAAGUAAUAAAUAUAGCACUAAACCUUGUUUAAAUAAAUUGAUCGAUUAUAAAGGGAAAAUGGUUUUUCAUUACGUCCCUUAAUUAGAUCAAUUUAGGUUUCAGAUCUAGCUUUAGAAGGUUUAAAUCUCGACUGAGAGCUGUAAAAUUCGAUCGAAGCUUUUUCGAAAACCGAUCCAGCGAAACCAUUAAAAUAUUGUUAUUUGUAUUUGUCAUUUAAUGGAUAAAUUUGGUGUAAUGUAUAAAUUAAUGAGAACCAUAAAAAAUUAUAUAUUAAACCAACUAUUUACAAAUAAAUGGAUUUUACCAAAAAGUUUUACCAAUA